Molecule: messenger RNA, 3990 nt
Organism: Phytophthora infestans T30-4
Lineage: Eukaryota; Oomycota; Peronosporomycetes; Peronosporales; Peronosporaceae
Product: tubulin-specific chaperone D, putative
Exons: 7
Coding region: 1-3990 (1329 amino acids)
Biological process (GO): microtubule cytoskeleton organization; post-chaperonin tubulin folding pathway; tubulin complex assembly
Molecular function (GO): beta-tubulin binding; GTPase activator activity
Source: RefSeq, a predicted model, not a curated record
AUGUUAGCCAGCGAGGUCGAGAGCUCCAGCGAGCGACGCUUCUUCGAAGAGCGCGAGCAAGUGCGGGGGCUACUGCAGAAACUGGUGCAGACACAGCUCCCAACGCUACAAAGCGACUUAGACCAUGAGUUCCUGGCCGCCCACGCUACCGUCUCUCAGAUCCUGGACAGAUACUUAGAACAGUCACAUCUACUAGACCCUUAUCUACACGAAAUUGUGAACCCUUUAGUAACGGAAAUUAAGCGUGUGAUGACUGAGAGGACCCAACGAGCUAAGACCGACGAUGCGGUGGCCUUCCCCUGCCAAGUGUACCGAAAUCCGAGACUACACAAGCUAUUCCAGAUCAUCUAUCAACUCUGCAAGGUGCGCGGCUACAAGACUGUAGUCAAGCUUCUUCCCCACGAGGUGAGCGACUUUGAGCCGACGCUGCACUUGUUACAGUCACAGGAUCGUACUGACCACUCUGCGUGGGAAACGCGCUACGUGCUGCUGCUGUGGCUCUCCAUGCUGUGCCUGGUGCCAUUUGAUUUAAAUACUAUCGAUUCGUCCUCUUCUAGUACCGGAGACAAUUCCAAUGGGGCAAUCUCGCUAGUGUCCAAGAUCGUUACACUCUGCAAGGAUUAUUUCAGUGACCCAGGAGCUACGCAGGUUGCGGCUGCAGUGUGCUUGUCGCGGCUAUUGAGUCGACCGGAUAUGGAGCAGCUUUACUUGACUCAAUUUCUUAAUUGGGCGAAUGACGAGCUCAUCACUGCAGCUGAGGGCAACGAUACGCGUGUGUUACAGCUCAAAGUGACUGGAAUUAUGCUCUGUUUGGCUCAUAUCACCAAGAACUCGCCACGCGAACAGCAUAUCGAAUUCAGUCGCAUCUAUUUCGCUACUGUUAUGAAGCUAGUGGCUCAUCUUACAGAGAACAAUUCGCGAUCGGAUCGUCCCAGCAGCAGCACGUUGCACCGUAAGCUCAGUGUGAAGCUGGUGCAACGUCUAGGACUUCUGUAUUUGCCUCCAAAGGUGCGAUCAUGGCGAUAUAGCCGAGGGUUGCGAUCACUUGAGCUCAAUAUGCAGUCCUUAGGACUGGCCACUAGUAACACUACCACGUCCACUUCAAGCCUUCCACAAGAUUCUAACGAUGCUGACGAGGAUGACGCGUUUGAAGUGGUGGAGGAACUGGAGCAGAUAGUUGAGGCGCUUUUGUGUGGAUUGCGCGAUAAAGGCACAGUCGUGCGGUGGUCCGCUGCAAAGGGGAUCGGGCGGAUCACUGGACGCUUGCCUUAUGAGUUCGCAGACGAUAUAGUCCAGUCAGUACUCGAACUGUUCGUGGCAACGGAGGAUGAUGGGGCUUGGCAUGGAGCGAGCUUGGCGCUUGCAGAACUGGCUCGUCGUGGUGUCUUACUACCGCAACGUCUUCCUGACGCAGUGGAGUGUGUGGCUAAUGCUUUAAAGUACGACAUUCGAAAGGGCACAUACAGUAUUGGCUCUCAUGUGCGAGAUGCUGCCUGUUAUGCGUGCUGGUCGUUUGCGCGUGCUUAUGAACCGUCACUGCUUUUGCCCUGGCUAAAACAGGCUCUUGCCCCAGCGAUGCUAGUAAACUGUGUGUUUGAUCGAGAGCUCAAUUGUCGUCGAGCGGCGUCGGCAGCAUUCCAGGAGAACGUGGGGCGACAGGGGCGGACGAACUUCCCGAACGGCAUCGAUUUGCUCACAAAAGCUGAUUACUUUUCGGUGUCGAAUCUACGUCAUGCCUACUUGGAUGUCAGCGUGUUCGUUGCAAAGUAUUCCGAGUACCGAUACGCAUUGCUGGAAAAUCUUAUUGAGGCCAAGAUUGUGCACUGGGACGUCCAAAUCCGCACUCUUUCUGCUGCUGCACUGGGGGAAAUAGGUGCAUUGGAUCCUCCCUAUGCCAUGACGCGGCUAUUUCCGCGACUUGUGCGUUUUGCUCUAGCUCCUGAUGCCGACGUGAUUGUUCGACAUGGCGCUGUGAUUAGUAUCGCCGAGUUGCUCGCGAAUCUGGCGCACGUUCCAGUUUAUAUUGAUGGAGAGCUACAAAAGAAGGUCAAGAUGCUGCCCAUUGAGGUUGGGAAACGGCGCCUAUUCCGUGGCCGCGGCGGAGAGAUGAUUCGAGCUGCUGUUUGCAAUUUGAUCGAAGUGAUAUCGAAUUCUCGCCUGAGUCUGGGCUUCGCUCAUGUAAAGAAGUACCUGUCCAUGCUGGAAGAAUGCUUUGUUCACCCGAAUGAAAGUGUGCGCGACGCAGCUAUCGAUGCGUUUGGCGCGUUUACGGCUCAGUAUUGUCCUAAGGUAAUUGAGAAGGGCAGCCCAGCUCAUGUGAGAUACAUGCAGGAAAUUGUCCCGCGUUAUCUUAACUCCGGCAUUCUGGUAGCCUCCAAGGAGAAUGGAGUUUCGGCUCAAGUCCCGAACCCAAAUGUGGCUGCAAGGCGAGGAUUUUUACGCGCUAUGGGGGUUGGUGCGAGGGAGCUUGUUCAACCGUUCAUCAAGCAAGUCGUAGCUGCGGUGAUUCAGUCUGCAUCGCUUCAAGAGAGUCCAACUGAAGAUGAGGAUCCUGGAAGCCGAGUAGCCGCUGUUCAAGCACUAGUUGACCUCAGCUCGCGACCUCCUGGUGAGCUUGAUCUUAACGGCAUGGAAGAGUCUAUAGUUCAGACGCUGGUCCGCUGUAUCCAUCAAGAUUAUCGUCUGGACGAGCGUGGAGAUGUCGGUUCCUGGGUUCGCAAAGAAGCUAUGUUGGGUCUCGAGAAGUUGCUUCUUGGUGAGACUACACACGCGCAAAACCAGUAUGUUGGCUUGAUUGGAGCGACAACGCAGACGGCCUACGGCCAAGGAGUUAUUGUGGAUGGGCUAUCGGACCGGAAACACAAGAUCGGAGAAACUAUUAAUGAAGCUGCGACUGACCCGUUAUGCUUCGUCAAGUUCGAAAAACCGGCGUUAGGGUUUUACCACUUCAGCCCAGAGGGAGUGGGGCUUAUCCACAUGAAGAAACUGGCAGUGAAUGCGAGUGAUGCCGCAACGCAGUUUGCUCGACGCUUGUCUCCGGAUCUCUUCGGCUCGCUGGCGAAGCAACUGGCAGAGAAACUAGAUAAUAUGAGGAUGACAGCCGGAAGUAUUUUAUUCCGACUGCUACAUUCAACUAAUCCUCGCAUUGACGGCAUUCCAGAUCGAUUUCAGCUCGAGAAGUUCUUCCCGUCGUCACUUGUGGUGAACUGGUCCAUGGCUCGUGAUACUUUCCCGUUGGUUGUGAAGAUGUUGGAUAUUCCAGAACUAACCGAGGAAGUUGCAGCAGGCCUCGUUGUUAGUGUGGGUGGUCUGACUGAAAGCGUAGUGAAGGCUUCCGAGGGCGCUCUAUUCGAGUGGGUGCGUGCGCAUUCUCAGACGAAAAAGUUUGGGCUGCUCACUCGAUUCAGCUUUUUCUUGGUGACUCUACUGACACGCCAUCAUCAGGAUGACCGCGUUACGAUUCCUCUCAUGAAGACAAUGGCGUUGCUGUUGGAGUCGAAUCUGUUGCGCUUUUUGCUCGAGAAGCGUCAAGUUGAAGACGACAGUGAAGUAACUACGGCAGACUUUGGAGAACGAUUGUACUCAGCGCUUCGUGACGAAAUUCAGAAGUGCACUGCAGUUCCAAAGCUCAGUGCUGCGAUAAGUGUGCUAAUCGGCUUACUUCCUAGCGACCCUGGGACGGAAUCGAAGACCUUGCGGGCUCUGGUGCUUUUCCUGGGACACAAGUUCCCCAAGGUUCGAAAAAUGACUGCGGAGAAACUUUACACCCGAUUGCUUCUUCAAGACGAGGUUAUCGAGGAGGAAAAGUACGAUACGGUGGUCGAGAUCUUGAGUGAAACAGCGUGGGACGGCUCGAUUUCUCAGGUGCUCUCUGCUCGAAAUGAGCUGUUAGAACUCUUGGGCAUGGACCUGCCCUCGAAGAAACUGGCUGCAACAGCUACACAAGAAGGCACAAGUUACAAAAAUCUCAUCAAGGAAAUGGGCUAUUAG